Molecule: messenger RNA, 1923 nt
Organism: Oncorhynchus kisutch (coho salmon)
Lineage: Eukaryota; Metazoa; Chordata; Actinopteri; Salmoniformes; Salmonidae
Product: protein SGT1 homolog
Exons: 8
Coding region: 268-840 (190 amino acids)
Molecular function (GO): protein-folding chaperone binding
Source: RefSeq, a predicted model, not a curated record
CAUGAUAUUCCAUCUGUUAAAAUGUGCAUGAACCCUGCCACUCCACAUCCCCCUUAAAUCAUUCUAUAUGUCAAACUUAAAUUGGUGUCAGUUUUUACCUGAGUUUCUAUCUGUUACUGAUAACAAGCCUGCCCCUGUCUCCCUCCCUUCAGAAUGGCAGAGUAGCACCUGAACCACUUUGAGGUGUCACAUGCUGCCUUCACGAAGGGACACAGCCUGGAUGGUUCAGAUGACACUUUCCGAACGUGGCUCAAACGCUGUGAGGAGAUGAUGCGGCGAAUCAGAACGGAAACGAGAAUAAGGAGUGCUAACGGGUCUUCCUACAAUUAUUCUAUCUCUGUACCAUGCCUGUAUCUAUCAGACACCACACAUCAAUUGUCGGCUGAGGUGAAGCUUCCUUCAGGGGAGGACUUCAGCUUGAACAUGAAGCUGCUGCAUUCCAUUGUCCCCCAACACAGCACCUUCAAGGUCCUCUCCACAAAGGUAGAGGUCAAGAUGCAGAAGACCGAGUGGAUCAGGUGGGAGAAGCUGGAGGGAGAGGGACAGGAGCCCAACGUCAAACACUUCAUCCCCAACCAGUACCCGCCAUUGUCUGCCUCCAGCCGUAACUGGGACAAGGUGGUGGGGGACAUCAGUGAGGAGCAGAAGCUGGAGGGACACGCAGCGCUCAACAAACUCUUUCAACAAAUCUACUGUGACGGCACUGACGAGGUCAAACGGGCCAUGAACAAAUCCUUUGUAGAGGCGGGUGGUACAGUCCUGAGCACCAACUGGACAGACGUCGGGAAGAGAACGAUAGAGAUGAGCCCUCCUGAUGACAUGGAGUUUGAGAAGUACUGAAGAACACUCUCUCUCUCUGUCUCAAAUGGAUCGCCCAUAUCUCCUCUCCCCCCCCCCCCUCUUCCUCCUCCCAGGCCAUGUCUGUUAAUAAUUUUUUUAUUUUAUUUCACCUUUAUUUAACUAGGUAGGUUAGCUGAGAACAAGUUCUCAUUUACAACUGCGACCUGGCCAAGAUAAAGCAAAGCAGUGCGACACAAACAACACAGUUACACAUGGAAUAAACAAACAUACAGUCAAUAAUACAAUAGAGAAACAGUCUAUAUACAGUGUGUGCAAAUGAGGUAAGGCAAUAAAUAGGUCAUAGUGGUGAAAUAAUUACAAUAUAGCAAUUGAACACUGGAAUGAUAGGUGUGCAAGUAGAGAUACUGGGGUGCAAAGGCAUAAAAUAAAUCAAAUAAAAAACAGUAUAGGGGGGAGGUAGUAGGAUGGGCUAUGUACAGGUGCAGUGAUCUGUGAGCUGCUCUGACAGCUGGUGCUUAAAGUUAGUGAGGGAGAAAAGUGUCUCCAGCUUCAGUGAUAUUGCUUUCUCCUCCUUGCCUCCAAUGGACAUGUCCACUUUAUUCCCCCAAAACCACCCUUCCUUCCAGUCCAUCUGUCAAUAUUGGUUUUAGAGCUUUGGUGCUUUUCACCCCAGUCCAGGAACCACUAGUAACUCUAGCGUUUAACCAUUCUGACAAACACUAUAAAGAGGUUAAUCGAUACAUCUGUCUAUCCUAUAUAUAAUAUAAAAACUGGGAAUCAUCUGAAUGGCCAAUUUGGUUAAAGGUAGUGAGUGUAGGGUUGAACCUGAUUCCUGGACUGAAAGGUUAGGAAACCCUUUUCACCUCAUGUGGCUGUUCUUGUGUUUAGAGCCUUUCUUUAUCCGGGGUGGGUGGGAGGUGAGGGACGUUUAUGUUGUCCCAUUCACCACUUGGAAAGAAUACAAAAUAUGUGAAAUGUUGUUGUUUUUUGUACUUGUAUAAGAAUUCUAGAAUAUUUUUCCACAUCAGCAGCAAUACAGUCAUGCAAUGGAAGUCAAAUUUUAAUUUCCUUUUCCUCAAUGUGAUUCAAACUUAAAUGUAAGUAAAUUAUUUUGUUUAUGGA